This is a messenger RNA of Nerophis lumbriciformis (worm pipefish), 1695 nucleotides long. Lineage: Eukaryota; Metazoa; Chordata; Actinopteri; Syngnathiformes; Syngnathidae. The record is from RefSeq and is a predicted model, not a curated record.
AUGGCGACGGAGAAGACGAAACACGAGGGCAGAGUCAAAAUAGGACACUAUAUCCUCGGCGACACGCUCGGAGUGGGCACGUUCGGGAAGGUUAAAGUGGGCCAACACGAGUUGACCAAGCACCAAGUAGCCGUGAAGAUUCUGAACCGGCAGAAGAUCCGCAGCUUGGACGUGGUGGGCAAGAUCCGCCGGGAGAUCCAGAACCUUAAGCUUUUCAGGCACCCUCACAUAAUUAAAUUGUAUCAGGUUAUCAGCACCCCGACGGAUAUCUUCAUGGUGAUGGAGUAUGUCUCCGGAGGGGAGCUCUUUGAUUACAUCUGCAAAAAUGGAAAGUUGGAUGAGAAGGAAAGUCGGCGACUCUUCCAGCAGAUCAUCUCGGCGGUGGAUUAUUGCCACCGGCACAUGGUGGUGCACCGGGACCUCAAGCCGGAAAAUGUCCUGCUCGACGCACACAUGAAUGCAAAGAUAGCCGACUUUGGUUUAUCAAACAUGAUGUCCGACGGAGAAUUCCUGCGGACGAGUUGCGGUUCCCCUAAUUACGCUGCUCCUGAAGUCAUCUCGGGAAGGUUAUAUGCCGGUCCCGAGGUGGACAUCUGGAGCAGCGGCGUCAUCCUUUACGCCCUGCUGUGCGGCACGCUACCAUUCGAUGACGACCACGUGCCCACACUCUUCAAGAAGAUUUGCGACGGUAUCUUCUUCACGCCGCCAUACCUGAACCCCGCCGUCACCAGCCUCCUCAAGCACAUGCUGCAGGUGGACCCCAUGAAGAGGGCCACCAUCAAAGAGAUCAGAGAAGACGACUGGUUCAAGCAGGACCUUCCCAAGUACUUAUUCCCCGAGGACCCGUCCUACAGCAACAACAUGAUCGACGAUGAGGCCCUGAAGGAGGUGUGCGACAAGUUCGAGUGCACCGAGGAGGAGGUCCUCGCCUGCAUCUACAACCGCAACCACCAGGACCCGCUGGCCGUGGCUUACCACCUCAUCAUCGACAACCGGCGCAUCAUGAACGAGGCCAAGGACUUCUACCUGGCGUCCAGCCCGCCCGACACCUUCCUAGACGACCAGCACCUGACGGUUGCCGCCGUCAAACCCCACCCCGAGCGUGUGCCCUUCCUGGUGGCGGAGACGCCGCCGCGGCCCCGCCACACCCUUGACGAGUUAAACCCCCAAAAAUCCAAGCACCAGGGCGUGCGGCGGGCCAAGUGGCACCUGGGCAUCCGUAGCCAGAGCAGACCCAACGACAUCAUGACCGAAGUGUGUCGUGCCAUGAAGCAGCUGGACUAUGAGUGGAAGGUUGUGAAUCCUUAUUAUUUACGGGUGAGAAGGAAAAACCCGGUGACUGGCAUGCAGACCAAAAUGAGCCUUCAACUCUACCAGGUGGACAGCCGAACCUACCUCCUCGACUUCCGGAGUAUAGACGACGACAUGUUGGAAACCAAAUCUGGCACGGCGACGCCUCUGCGCUCCGGAUCGGUGGGCAACUACCGCACAACGGUAAAGAGUGACACGGACGGCGCCGACUCACCCGUCGUCCCGCCGCCCAAAACGGGCACCGAGGGCUCGCUGGCCUCCUCGCUCACCUCCUCCAUUGACUCGACGGGAGGCGUCGACCUCCCGCCAGUGCCUCGGCCAGGGAGCCACACCAUCGAGUUCUUCGAGAUGUGCGCCAACCUCAUCAAACUGCUGGCACGAUAG